AUGAGCCAAAACCAACAGGAGCAACUUUCCAAAAAGAAGAAGCUCAAGUCAUUUGGGAAGAAUCGUCGUGAGCUCAAGUCUGGCACAACAUACGAUGAGAAGGGUAACUGGGUUGGCGUGCAGCAUCAGGAUGCGAUGCGGCAGCUUCCCUGUCCUUCGCUGGACCGCUACUACCGUGACCUCCAACAACUUCGCACACAUGAAGAAUGGGACACCGAAAUGGCGCUCUUUCGCCAACAGCUUCCAACAACAAUUUGGAUAAACGACACGGACCCACUCGCGGGGGAUGUUCGUCGCUACUUUGAGGCGCUGGACCGCACACUCGUGGAGCCGAUCCCGUGGUACCCAAUCACCGGCAUGGCGUGGAGGAUUCUCGCUGGCAAGACGGAGUUCCGCAAGCGGCCGGAGAUGCAGGCGCUGCGGCGUUUUCUCAUACAGCAGACGGCAUUGGGGACCGUCUCGCGACAGGAGGAAGUGUCGAUGCUGCCGCCGUUCCUGCUGGACAUUCAGCCGACGGACAAGUGCCUGGACAUGUGCGCCUCGCCGGGCUCCAAGACGGCGCAGAUGCUUGUCGCAUUGGGGCGGCACAAGGCUGUGCCGGCCAACUCCGACGCCUCGCCGUUCCCGUUUGACUAUGAGAGCGAGGGACUUGUAAUCGCCAAUGACCUUGACACAAAGCGGGCCAACAUGCUGGUGCACCAGGUGAAGCGGCUUCGGCUUCUUUUCCCCUUCGCGCUCUUUACAAACCACGACGCACGAUUUUUUCCCGUCGUGAAUCUAUCAUCAUCAUCAUCAGCACCAGCAUCGUCGCCGCUGCUGCCGGGAAGCGAUGGUGGAGAGCUGCGCUUCGACAAGAUUCUCUGUGACGUUGUUUGCUCCGGCGACGGCACCAUCCGCAAGGCGCCACAUAUCUUUAAGAUCUGGUCGCCGAGGGAGGCCAUCAACCUGCAGAAGACACAGAUACAAAUCGCGAUGCGUGCCUGUCACCUGCUGCGGGUGGGCGGCCGCCUGGUGUACAGCACGUGCUCCAUGAACCCCAUUGAAAACGAGGCGGUGGUGGCGCAGAUUGUGCACCGCACCCGCGGUGCAAUGAAGCUUGUCGAUGCACGUGCCCUACUACCGGCGCUGAGGUGCGCGCCCGGGCUCCAGCGGUGGGAAGUGACGAACCACAAGGGGGAUGUCAUGCAGGCGCCGUGUGGCGAGGCGCACGAGGCCCUCUUCCCACCGAACACGCCAGGAGCAUACACGUCGGAAGCAGUGAAUGCGUUGGACCUUCGCUUGUGCAUGCGGCUGUUCCCGUCGCACUGCAACGGUGGUGCCUUCUUUAUUGCGGUGCUGGACAAGGUUUCGGAGUUCCGCCUGCAGAAACGUGAGGAGAGCACACUAGCAGUGAUUGAUGGCGACAACAACAAUGCCGCUAGCACCACAAGCGACAGGAGGGGCACAGAGGUGGAGAAGCGGAGGCGGACUGAAGGGGGAGAUGAAGCCGAAGUAACAGAAAGCAUCACUCCCACCAAGAAGGUUCCGCCCAUUUUCCUUGCGGCACCGGCGCCUAUCACGGAUGCAGUGGAGGGCUUCUAUAAGAUAAAAGGUUUCCCGACGCAGCAGCUAGUCGUGCGCACCCCCAAUGGUCAGCGCGAAUUGAACCUUUCAGUCAGUUCAACGUGCUCCAUUGUGUCUCGCACGGCGCGAGAGGUUCUGCAGCAGAAGUCGGAUUCACUUCUCGUGGUGUCUGCAGGUCUUCGCGUGUUUGCCCAUGAAAACCUUGACGGUGGGUGGCGUAUUGCAAGUGAAUCGGCUGUGCUAUUUGCCAAGUUGAUGCAACAUUCGCCACGGUUGCUACGAGUUCCGGUGAGUUUUGUCGAGCAGCUCCUUAAGGGCGGUAAAUUGAAGGAUGUCCUCUUCACCGACAUUGAGGAUGAAGCUUUGCGGGCGCGUCUGGAGUCGAUGGAUAUUGGCACGGUGUUGCUGGAGAUUGUCAGUCCUGCUGCUGUCGGUGGGGUGUUCUAUUCCGUCGCCCUUCGAGCACGGACACGAAUGCAGCUGCUGGUCGACCACGAGGACGUUGUGGGGCUGAAGCUGCGACUGGGAAUCGCCGUUGAUACGCCGAUGGACGAGCCUGCUGUUGCAGACUGA
This is a messenger RNA of Trypanosoma grayi, 2136 nucleotides long. Its product is annotated as tRNA (cytosine34-C5)-methyltransferase. NCBI's taxonomy places the organism in Eukaryota, Euglenozoa, Kinetoplastea, Trypanosomatida, Trypanosomatidae. The coding region runs from base 1 to 2136 and encodes 711 amino acids. Gene Ontology annotation, molecular function: tRNA (cytidine-N5)-methyltransferase activity. The record is from RefSeq and is a predicted model, not a curated record. The transcript has a single exon. Gene Ontology annotation, biological process: RNA methylation.